AUGGGUGUUCGUGACGAGACAGUUGUGUAUUUUGAUGGCGUGUUAAAGAUCUUAGGUGUGUGUCAUGGCAUUCUUGGAGGUUUAUUGAUCGUAAUGGGAGUUGUAGUUAGACUUGCUGUGGAUCAUUGGACAAGUGUUAUGCUGUUGGCUCUGUGGAUCGGUGUUAUUGUAAGUCCAAUUCAUACCUCUUUCAGUCAAAACGAUUUAUAUCAGUUUUACAGCAUGCAUUUUGGCGCGUGUUCACUUUAUGGAAAAGAACAAAAAAGGAGAAAGGUUGGCCCAAUUAAUUUGUAGAUUUUGCUGACAAAUUUUGAUCAUCAUAAAGUGGUCACGCUUUAGGAUUUCGUGGUAAAAUAUAUAGUGCUAUUGAUUCCGUAUACGGAUAAAAACGUUCCUAGAAUGUGCUAAUUAUUAUAAGCAGUUUCAUAGUCUAAUUUUGAUCAUUUUAUUAUGGAUUACAUGUACACCCCUGAGACAAGUGUCCAUUUUUGGACGUAAAACUGAUCACAUGCAAAGUUCCUCAUCUGAAUUAUUUAGUAAACAGGAAAACGUCCCUGCUGCAUGAGAGAUCAAGAUACCCUAUUUUAAUUUCUACUUACUUCGAAGCAGUUUAGAGAAAGCAUAUCGAAAAAUUAAUGAGUGAGUGCAUAUUUCUGCGGGAGCCACUGAACCAAACUCAUUAACGAGCGAACACUGAAACACAUAGUAGAGAGAUUUUAGGUCUGUUGUUCAGUUCACAUUCUGUGUGAUGAGGACGUCGUUCAUUUGAUGUUUCAUGUAGUUCAACAGUUAAUGAUCAGUGAAAGUCAGAGAGAUACUGAUGGUAAAAAUCUUUUGUUUUUAGUUCACAUGCAGAUUAAAUUCGUUUUCUUUCCUUUAGAAGAACGCUAAUUACAUUCUGAACUUUGAAUAGUUUUAAGCCAUAAACUCGGCACUUCAAUGAACAUAAUAGAAUUGUUAACGAUUAUGGCCAUAAUCAUAACUGAUGCCAAUCAAUCAUUCAAGAAGACUAAACUGGUUUACGUCCAUACUUUUCACUGAUAGAUGAGGCGUGAUCAUCGUAAAUGCAUCAAAGCAGUUAUUAUAUAAUUCAGUUUGUACUUGUGGUAACUGACAAUCUUAUACAAACCUGCAGCUGCUAUAAAGAUUUAGAUCUGCAAUUGUUACUGCUGACGGUUGGGCCUGUAUUCUUAUAAGUACACUGUCUGCAGAAAGAUCAGCUCUAGAUAGCUUACCGAUUUAGACCCCCUCGGGUAAAUUAAGGCAUGGGCCUCAAUUUGCCUUAAUUUGUGCGUGGGAUCUUACAAUUUUGAUCUAAAAGAAAGAACGAGGAGAUCGCCGCAGUUAUUCAGUGAGAGUUACCUCUAAAUUUUCUUUUCUAGAUUAAUUACAUUAAUCUUAAGGUAUUCGUCAUAGGUUGCAGCUACUGGUGCUAUUGGAGUCCUUGACGCAAAUAUGGAGAAAGCAGAUAACACCAAAAAAUAUUACGUGAGUUGCGUAACCUUAAUUCCCUCACUCUUUACUAUAUCUCCUCAACUUGCGUACAAGUUUUUAAGUUAUCAAUUCAGUUGCAACUAUUAUAGAUAAAACCAAAUUUUUGUUUCUUCUCAGUGAAAUAGCAAUCACUUAAUUUAUGAUUUUUCUUCGCUUUCAUGCAAUCUGUUAUUGCUUUUGCCAAUCUUAGCCUUAUUAAAGUGCACAAAGGAUUUAGCAAUACUUCUUGAACUUCAAGAAUUGUUUUGGUUUUGGUUUUUCAUGAUCAAAAACCAAAACCAAAACAAAACAAGUAAAUGAAACAAGAAACAAACUUUAAGGGUUUUUUUAACUACGUAUUUUGCUUUUAGUUGACAGACUUUUUGCUGUUUUCCUUGAUAUGUCUCCUCUUGUCAAUACUGCUAAUUGUAUGCUACAGUAUGGCGGUUCACACGGCUUGCACUGGGGAGGAAACUGGAACAUUCAGUUGGUAUUCGUACGAGAACUACCACGAUCAGAACAUGACUAGAGCCAAAGCCUUCAGCAUUAUUAUACUCCUGUUGAGUGGCGUGGAAUUUCUGUUGUGUAUUGGCUCCUUAGGAUACGGAGCAUAUGCUCACAAGCGAGAUGAGAAUAAGGUAAGGGGAGAACUGAUAAUCGUUGCUUUUGAAAAUAUUUUCAUCUUGGACAGCCCAGUCCUCCUAUAAGCCUCCCCUUCCUACUCCUCUUCCUCCUGGCCUCCCUCUGCUCUUCCUCUGGCUCCUCCUCAUCAAAGACGCGAGCAGUAUCUCUCUUGCUCGAAAAUCUGUGAGCGAGCUCGAUCUGAGAGUAUACGAGCGGCGAAGGCCGCCCAACUCGAUGCCGCUCAUGGCUUCGUCGCUACUUUAUUCACAUAUGACCAUAUUACGCCCGUUUUGAUAAAUUUACACUGGUUACCAGUAAGAUAUAGAAUUAAUUUUUAAAUUCUUUUACUUACUUUCAAAGCCCUCUAUGGCAUGGCACCUAGCUACAUCAUUGAUUUAAUUCAUACUAAGACUAAUACGCGCUAUUUGCUGCGCUCUAAUGAAGGUGUUUUAUUAAAGCAUCCGUCAGGAAAAAUGAAAAAGUCAUUUGGUGACAGAUCCUUCAGUGUGGCUGCGCCCACACUAUGAAACGCUCUUCCUGUUAGCCUCCGCAGCAUCAAAUGUAUUUCUACUUUUAAAUCUACUCUUAAAACUUAUCUUUUUAAAUUAGCUAUUAAGUACUGAGAGCAGUAACUCUUUUGCUUAAAAAUCUGUGAGCGAGCGCGAUAUGAUAAUAAUAAUAAUAAUAAUUUAUUCAUUUAAAGUGCGCUUUUUAACAUGCUAGGUGAUCAAAAGCGCAUUACAACAAUAAAUAACCUGAAAACUAUUAAUACAAAUAUUAGAAAUAUACAAAAAUAUUUAAUAUCUAAGAGAUACCUCCUCCUCCUCCUCCUUCUCCUCCUCCUCCUCCUCCUCCUCCUCCUCAUCAUCAUCAUCAUCAUCAUCAUCUUCUUCUUCUUUUUCUUUAUAUCAUUGUUAUUAGUCAUUAUACUAUUAAUACUAUUAUUAAUAAUACCAUUAUUGUAACAUUGAUUUUCUAGAAACGACGACCAUCACGUGGCCGGUUUGCUUCCUACGGAUACGACAAUGAGACCUACGACUCAACUUUUUAACAGCAUCUUAUCGAUAAGAGGAACUUUGAAUGAAAAUAUAUCAAAAACUUGCUGACUGAAUAAUUUGGCUGUCACUAACAAACUGGUUGUAAGCUAAAGGGAAAGAGUGAGUUUACCUGUGCAACCUAGUAUAUAAAAAGCCACUUAAGUAUCCGGUUAAGCCUUUAACAAAUAGUUGUUUCAAGAGCUGCUACAUUGUUUCCAAUUUACUGGAAGCUAACUGAAGUUAAGUCUUCUAAUAAGCUAGAAUCCACUAGACUGCCACCAAAGGCACUGCCAAAUCAGUUGCCUCCUGAUUCAUUUAGAUAAAAAAAAAUAGAUUACCGUAAAUUCUCUAUUAAUCCCCGUCCCUCUAAUAAGUCCCCCUUUUCAGGGGAAGAAAGUUAAUAAGCGUCCCCCCUCUCUAUUAAGUCCCCCCUCCUCCCCUCACCUAAUUAUUCUUCACCAAUAAAUGAAGGGCAUUCGCUCGAAUUGAGAAUCUCGAAAAUCUUCGAAUUCGUCUUCUGUUAGUAAUCUUUGGAACGCCUUCUUAUAUGCUUGGUUUGUCUACUAAAAAUCCUCGCACUCGCAGGAUGAAAGGUUGGCAGCUUUAUGUAAUUUAACUUCUAAGAAGGUGAAGAGGGUGUUGUUGGGAUACCGUACGGAAAUGACGCGGUGUAGGAGGAAAUUUUCAUCUAAUCUGUAACUUCUAAUGUGCCCUACCCAGAACGUUUCAGUAACAAAAGAACCAAAGACAAACUCGUUCCCUGGGACCUCUCCUACUCGUCCUUCGGAGCGGGAGACGAGCAGAAGAAAACCCUGGGAACGAGCCCUGGGAACGAGGUUGAGGUACUGAUGCUGACUGAUCAGCAUGGACACUUUCUUACUAAAGCAGUUCCGACAAGAAUAAAAUAGAUAAUCUGUGUGUCCGUUUUUCGCUGCGAAUAAAAUAAUUAGGACAUGAUAAUAACGCGAAACUUACAGUGAGUUGUUUGUAGUGGCAAUCCGCAACGUGAAAACUGCGUAGGGAUAGUUAGAGUUAGAGUCCAAUUACAAAUUUAUAUUUCCAAGCCCUCCUUUUUUUUCUUUGGUUCUAAUUGCUCCUACAGAAUGAUCUUAGGAUUUAAACGAGGGCUAAGUCAAGGGCAUUGGGGGAUCUAGGGAAUGGGGACAUGGGUCUCCCCACCUGAUCUUUCAGGUCAAAAUGAAUUUCCUUGUCCAAGAAAUACCAUAUUAUUUUUCAGACAGACCUCCCUCUUAUCUCAGAUCUGAUUCCGCCACUUACCACUGGCAUGUAACGUUAUCAUGUACUAAACCUUUGGAUUAUUUAUUCAACUUCCAUACGUCUUGUACAUGAGGUAGAGCCCGAAUUCAAAGAUGUGUGUGACAGUUGAUUUUGAGGCUUUGUUUGUAAAACAAAAAAGGUCAACUCGCGCGUGAUGGCAUUGGCAGACCGUUUAAUAGGACGUCGAGUCGAACAAUAGCGUUCCCUGUCAAGCGAAUUUCGCAGAAAGGCAAUGGAUCAAUCAGUUCUUUAGUUGCAGCAUACCGUUGUAUUAAGGGGGCAUUCUAGUUGUUUUUGACUUGAUUUUGAUUUGGGAAGGAAGUAAAUUAGAAUACAAAAGGUAUACGAAUAAACCAGUUAGUCCGCUAAAGGGAUCAGAAGCACCUUGUUGUGGUAUCUGUUAUUUGUCUACUAAUUAUCCACUUCAUAUUUUUAUUUUCAGCAACCCCCCAAAUCCGAUAUUCUCCAUUUUUUCCAAAAUUUAAACAUCAAAAUCACGCAUAUCGUUGAAUUUUCAGUAGUUAGCCAAACAUAACAAGGGAGAAAUU
Messenger RNA from Porites lobata, 4960 nucleotides. Lineage: Eukaryota; Metazoa; Cnidaria; Anthozoa; Scleractinia; Poritidae. The record is from the annotation of a GenBank genome assembly.